Oryza brachyantha (malo sina) is the source of this 1086-nucleotide messenger RNA. RefSeq names its product SH3 and multiple ankyrin repeat domains protein 3-like. Bases 60 to 662 code for a protein of 200 amino acids. Gene Ontology annotation, molecular function: protein binding. The transcript has a single exon. The record is from RefSeq and is a predicted model, not a curated record. Lineage: Eukaryota; Viridiplantae; Streptophyta; Magnoliopsida; Poales; Poaceae.
GGGGAAGCACACAAGACGACAGCGGCUGUCCCCGUUUCCCCCAACAUCCCGUCCGUUCCAUGGCCGACUCCGCCUCCGGGCCCCACCCGCUCCCCCCCGCCUCGCCGCCGCCGCCGCCGGACCCCGGCGGCAAGCGCCAGCGCCGCCCCAGCGUCCGCCUCGCCGGCUCCAUCCCGCUCCCCUCCCACCUCCCCCACCCUCGCCGCAUUCCCAUCACCCCCUCCUCCCGCUCCCGCAAGCCCCUCCACCUCCAACACCCCCACCCCUCCUCCUCGCCCAAACCCAGCGGCGACCAGCAGGACGACCCGGAGGAGGAGGACGGGACCCCCUCCACCCCCGCCUCCCCCGACGUCGACGACCUCGUCCUCGCCGCCGCGUUCCCCCGCAAGCCGAGGUCCCUGGAGGCGCAGGGGGAGAGCGCCGCCGCCGCCGCCGCGUCGGAGGAGGUGGUGGACGUCGCCGAGUGGCUGUGGGGGAUCGGGAUGGGGCGGUACGCGGCGGCGUUCGAGGCGCACGAGGUGGACGGGGAGGUGCUGCCCUGCCUCACCAUGGACGACCUCCGCGACAUGGGCAUCGGCGCCGUCGGGGCGCGCCGCAAGCUCUACUGCGCCAUCCAGAGGCUGCCUCCUCCUCCUCCUCCGCCGCCACCGCCACGGAGGUGAAAUCGUUCUGGUCUUCCUGUGGUUGGCGCUUAGCUUUAGUUUAGUUCCGGCCCUAACUUCGUCAGGUUGCAACUGUAUCACAUCGCUUAGGAGGUGUAAAAAAUGUGUCAAAAUGGGAAGGAAGGUUUGAUGAUCACUUCCAUGUGGAAUGGUAACCUGGGCCGUCUUAGUGUCGUAGUAUGUAGUGUACAUAUGAAAAAGUUGGAAUGGAAAUGCUAACCAUCCUGUUUUAAUGUUGUCUAAUGCUUUCUGUGAACUGGCAAUAAUUGUGAAUAUGGAAAGAUGAGAUGGGAAUGGUUUCUCUGAUGCUUUGGAAGUGUUUGGAGAUGCAUGGUAAUUGGAUUAGGCCAAGUAGCCACAUGCUUUGGUAUUACUGGAAUAACUUGAUGCUGCUUGAUAGUGCUAAAAUAUGUUUUGCUAUGUG